AUGUCUGUGAAGCAGAAAAAGAAAGUUUUAGAAAAACCUGAAGGGUACAAAGUUAUUUCUGAUGAUGAUCUAUUUAGAUCGUCCUCACAAUAUAGACUAUGGUCCUUCACAAAGGAGCAAUUGGAUACAAAAAGAGUAGACACGAAUGCCCAUGCAGUUGCAGCUAUCGAGGAGAAGUUAACGAUGUUUAAGAAGGAUUAUGCUAGCGAUAUUAGCGAAGAAGAUGCUAAAAUGAUUAAUGAGAAGGCAAUUCCUCUAACCGCAGAAGAAGAGUUGAAGUUAGUUGACUUCUACGCCAAGAAAGUCCAAGGCAUUGCGCAACAUUUGAACCUACCAACGGAGGUUGUUUCUUCUGCGUUGAUAUUUUUCAAAAGAUUUUAUUUGGAAAACUCUGUAAUGGAGAUUGAUCCAAAGACCAUUGUCCAUACUAUCAUUUUCUUAGCUUGUAAAUCUGAAAACUAUUUCAUCAGUGUCGACUCUUUCUCCAAGAAGACCAAGGCCAGCAGAGAUACAAUAUUAAAAUAUGAAUUCAGGAUUCUAGAAAGCUUGAAGUUUUCUUUAUUAUGUCACCAUCCUUUUAAGCCUUUGCAUGGGUUCUUCCUGGAUAUCCAAAAUGUUUUACAUGGAAAAGUUGACGUGAAAUAUAUGGGAGAAAUUUACACCAAGACCAAGAAAAGAAUAUCCGAUGCACUAUUGACAGACGUGGCAUUUUUAUUCACUCCACCGCAAAUCACUCUUGCUGCUCUUUCGUUAGAGGAUGAGCAACUAACGGAGAAAUAUUUGGAGACUAAAUUCAGCAAUACCGAUACCAUCAUCGAGGCAAGCAAGGAUACCAAUGAGAAAGAUAAAGAUAGCGAGGUCAUAAAAGAGGACAGACCAGAUAAAAUUAACUACAUACUGCUACUGUCAUUGAUCGAUCAAUGCAAAGAGGUCAUGUCUAAUCCCUCACAAGUAUCAAUGGAAGAGGCAAAAUCCAGUGCUGCAAAGCUAUACUUCUGUAAUCAUCCAAUGAACAUAAUCCAAAGAAAUAAAAAGACGCAACCUGAUGGAACAGAUUCGAAAGAGGAGUCCCCAGUUAAGAAACAGAAAAUAUAA
Tetrapisispora phaffii CBS 4417 is the source of this 1095-nucleotide messenger RNA. RefSeq names its product TFIIH complex kinase subunit CCL1 (gene CCL1). The record is from RefSeq and is a predicted model, not a curated record. Gene Ontology annotation, biological process: DNA-templated transcription; regulation of transcription by RNA polymerase II; regulation of cyclin-dependent protein serine/threonine kinase activity. Lineage: Eukaryota; Fungi; Ascomycota; Saccharomycetes; Saccharomycetales; Saccharomycetaceae. The coding region runs from base 1 to 1095 and encodes 364 amino acids. Gene Ontology annotation, molecular function: cyclin-dependent protein serine/threonine kinase regulator activity. The transcript has a single exon. Gene Ontology annotation, cellular component: nucleus; transcription factor TFIIK complex.